Molecule: messenger RNA, 984 nt
Organism: Plasmodium relictum
Lineage: Eukaryota; Apicomplexa; Aconoidasida; Haemosporida; Plasmodiidae
Product: conserved Plasmodium protein, unknown function
Exons: 1
Coding region: 1-984 (327 amino acids)
Source: RefSeq, a predicted model, not a curated record
AUGGCAAUCAGUUUAUGUAGAAUAUUACUAAGAAAUAAAAGGACAAACUUUGAAAAAAAGAAAUAUAUAAUUUCCGAAUUAGAUAAUAAAUUAAAUGAAUCAGGAGAAGAAAAUGUAUAUGAUCCUCCUUUAAAAGAAAAAGAUAAUCUUCCUUCUUAUAUGCAACCAUCAGAAAAUAAUAGAAGUUGGUCAGAAGAAUGGAGAGACAAAGAAUUAAAAAAAGAACACAAAAAAUAUAAUUUUUCACUUUCAGAUAACUAUGCAUAUAAUGUCCCAUAUAAUUAUAAAAUAGUCAUUCCUACAAAAAAGAAUGUGAAGGAUGAAAAAAAUAUAAAAGAAGAAUAUAGUCGAGAUGUUAGUGAUAAUAUAUCCUAUACUGAUUUCUGUGAAUUUCGAAAUCCUUCAUUAUCUACUUUUGAUAAUUAUAGAUACUGGCAAGAUAGCGGUUUUAAAAAGUUUCUUAAUCGUAUUUUUCCAAUUAAAAUUCCUGAACAUAAAAAAAUUGAUCCUUUAUUAAGAGAAUACAUAUAUUUUUUGCACUCAUUUGAUCCAUAUAGAUUCACAUUUAAAAAAUUAAGUGAAAGAUAUUUCUUUUCAGAAAAUACAAUAAGAUUAAUAUAUAAAGAAGAAAGUGUAAAAAGGUUUUUAGUCGAAAAUCAAUUAUGUGAUGAUAAAACAAAGAGAAUAACUAAAAAAGAAGCUAUAAUGAAAAUUAAGGAAUUAAUAUACUCCAAAAAAAUUGGAUAUAAAGAAAUUGGUGAUUAUGAAAAUAUAAAAAAUGAAGAUGAUGAAUUUGUUGGUUAUAAAAAUACCUUUGAUCAAAUAAAUAGACAAGUUAUCCAAGUAGAAUCUAUUUCUUCUUUUCCUUUACCUCAUAGAAGGGAUCCUGUACCGAAAAGAGUAGAUAUUGAUAUGCCAGUUUAUAAUUCAGCAAACGUAAAAAUUAUGAAUUGGAUAAAUCCAAAUGAUAAAGUUAUAUUCUAA